UGGCUCCUCCGGCCGCAGCGGCGGGUGCAAACUCUCGGUCCGGCAAACUGCGAGAGAUCCCUCUCCCCCCCCUCCCCCCGAGCCCUCCCCCUCCCCCCUCCGGCGUCCGCAGAGGCUUCCCGUACCCGCACGACUCGUGUUAUUAUUUACAUAUCGAUCAGCCCAGCUUGGAGAAAUCCCCCUGCUGAGACUCAAACAAGACCCUCGUCAUGUCGAGCACUCAGAUAGACAGCGGCUCGGCUGAAGCCAAGAAAACAACAGACAUGAGAAUGAACGAGAAGAAGUGCUCAUGGGCCUCCUAUAUGACAAAUUCUCCAACGGUGAUCGUAAUGAUCGGCCUGCCUGCCAGAGGGAAGACCUACAUGUCGAAGAAACUCACGCGUUACCUCAACUGGAUCGGAGUCCCAACCAAAGUGUUUAACUUGGGCGUGUACCGCAGAGAGGCCGUCAGAGCUUAUAAGUCCUACGAUUUCUUCCGGCACGACAAUGAGGAAGCCAUGAAAAUAAGGAAGCAGUGCGCUCUGGUCGCCCUGCAGGACGUGAAGGCGUACCUGUUGGCGGAGGGAGGUCAGAUCGCGGUGUUUGAUGCAACAAACACAACAAGAGAACGACGUGACCUCAUUCUAGGUUUCGUGAAGGAGCAUGCGUUCAAGGUGUUCUUCGUGGAGUCGGUGUGUGACGACCCGGAGGUCAUUGCUGCUAAUAUUCUGGAAGUGAAAGUGUCCAGUCCGGACUACCCCGAGAGACACAGAGAGAGAGUCAUGGGCGAUUUCCUCAAACGAAUCGAGUGCUACAAGGUUACUUAUCAACCACUAGAUCCAGAUGAUUAUGACAAGGACAUAUCUUUCAUCAAGGUGAUGAACGUGGGCCGGCGUUUCCUGGUGAACCGGGUUCAGGACUACAUCCAGAGCAAGAUCGUCUACUACCUCAUGAACAUCCACGUGCACUCUCACUGCCUCUACCUGUGUCGGCACGGCGAGAGCGACCACAACGUCGACGGCCGCAUCGGAGGCGACUCUGAACUCUCUCCCCGAGGGAAACAGUUCGCCCGCGCCCUGCGAGACUUCAUCGAGGAGCACGAGUUGUUGGAUUUGAAGGUGUGGACGAGCCAACUGAGAAGAACCAUCCAGACUGCGGAGGAGCUGGGCGUCCCUUAUGAACAGUGGAAGAUACUCAACGAGAUCGACGCGGGAGUGUGUGAGGAGAUGACUUAUGAGAUGAUCCAGAACUCGUUCCCAGAGGAGUUUGCCUUAAGGGACCAGGACAAGUACCACUACCGUUACCCGGGAGGGGAGUCCUACCAAGACCUCGUCCAGCGCUUGGAGCCCGUCAUCAUGGAGUUGGAGAGGCAGGGCAACGUGUUGGUCAUCUGCCACCAGGCGGUGAUGCGCUGCCUGCUAGCUUACUUCCUGGACAAGAGUGCAGAAGAUCUGCCAUACAUGAAAUGCCCGCUCCACACAAUCCUCAAGCUGACCCCUGUUGCAUACGGUUGUAAAGUGGAGAUGUUUUAUCUCAACGUGGAGUCAGUGAACACGCAUCGAGACCGGCCUCUUUAUUUCAUCUCCUACCAGGAUAAAAACCCGCUGGACUCUGCUCUCAUACAUCGGCGGAAUAGUUACACGCCCUUGUCCAGUCACGACCAGGUCAAGCGUCCCAGGCUCUACAGCGCGGGCAACCAGCCCUGGCUACCGCUCGCCCCCACCCCUUCAGCGCUGAUGCCGGAGGGACGGCAAAGCCAAGUUAGUGCCUGUAGCUCCGGGCUCGCCCCCUCUCUAAAAUCCGUCACCGUCUACUGUACUCAGUCACCAACCCCACCACAGUUGCAACCCUGUGUUUGGCAUCCCCUCGCCUCAGUUUGGGAUCCUCUCGACGAUUUAGUGUCCGUGUUGAAAACGGUGAGUCCCUGUGUGAAGGAAGCGACUUUGACAGCCCCGAAGAAACUAGUGUCUGUGUCCGCUUCUGAGUGAAGACGAAAGCCUCUUCCUCCACGGCACAAUGUGGGCAACAGUCCUGGGAUCAGUCAUGAAUCAAAGGACUUUUUCUUUUUUUAAACCAAACUUUUGAAAAUGAUGGGUUAACUUUACUCUGCAUGCCGAGGCUGUGAACUGGAAGCCUUAUCAUUAGUACCAUAAGCACUUCUGCAUGUGGGACGAAAUCAAUCAAUCAAUUAAAAAUAAAACGGGCAACUCAUCAUCAUUGUAAAUAUUGCGAUGCCUAACUGAACUUAAAGUAUAUUGAUAGCUCUUCUGUAUGAAUGUAACAAGAGCAAUUGUGUGUAACUAUGAUGAAAAAGCCCAUUUUCAGUAUUAAAACUACAAUAUGUUAUAAAGUAGAUGCAGUAAAGAUAUUUUUAUAAUAUGAAUACCUUCAUAUACCCUGCAAACAAGCUGUAGAUCUUAUCAAAUGUAUUCAGAGCUAUCAUCUAUUAUGUCUUAUGUUAUUUGAGAGAAUGUACUUUUCGGGUUCUGAAGGAAAUUCACAUAUGAAAUGUCUUGUUUGAUAAAUACAUUGGUGGACACACUGUGUGCCAGAAGCAGAUUAAAAAAAAACCUUAGUAUUCUGUCAAAAGCUGCCAUUUCAUAAUGUAUACAAGCUAGUGUUAUCUGUCACAAUGUUAACUAAAUCAUAAAUCAGUUAAUGCAUUGUUCGUCUUGCCUGUAUAUACGAGGAAGGGAUAUUGUGCAUCAAAAGCAUAACACAAACUUGUAUUAAAUCUGUUAAUGUAUUUUACCCUUUUAAAUUCUCUACAUCAGCCUAGAUAUACUUUACUUAAUAAUAGACAGUGACACAAGUUCCAUUCUAUGACUGUAAGUUUUGACUGUUGCUAAGUUGUUCAAUCAGCCUACUCGUGCCUUUUAAGCGGUCAAUAAAAGUGAAUUUUGAA
This is a messenger RNA of Cyclopterus lumpus (lumpfish), 2884 nucleotides long. RefSeq names its product 6-phosphofructo-2-kinase/fructose-2,6-biphosphatase 2b (gene pfkfb2b). Gene Ontology annotation, molecular function: fructose-2,6-bisphosphate 2-phosphatase activity; 6-phosphofructo-2-kinase activity; ATP binding. The record is from RefSeq and is a predicted model, not a curated record. NCBI's taxonomy places the organism in Eukaryota, Metazoa, Chordata, Actinopteri, Perciformes, Cyclopteridae. Bases 210 to 1967 code for a protein of 585 amino acids. Gene Ontology annotation, cellular component: cytosol. Gene Ontology annotation, biological process: fructose metabolic process; fructose 2,6-bisphosphate metabolic process. The transcript is spliced from 16 exons.